Molecule: messenger RNA, 2862 nt
Organism: Ictalurus furcatus (blue catfish)
Lineage: Eukaryota; Metazoa; Chordata; Actinopteri; Siluriformes; Ictaluridae
Product: neuronal pentraxin-1-like
Exons: 5
Coding region: 301-1581 (426 amino acids)
Source: RefSeq, a predicted model, not a curated record
AUAUUCGGAUAGUCUUCACUCCAUACCCACGGCCAUGUGCUCCGUCAGAAGAGGACGUCAGGACACUUGCACUAGCGCCAUACACUGUCCAACCGCAGAAACGUCACGUUUACAACAGGGGGCGUUACGAGGGGGGCGUGGCUUUCACACCGCGAGGGCUGACGCGCACGCUCUGCGCUCGUAUAUAAGCGGUUACGCGCAGGCAAAGUCCCAUAAUCUUCUUUAACGCGUCAGGAUAUUAGGAGGCUUAACGGAAAGAAGAACAACAAGAAAAAAAACACACACAUCUAGAAACCCAGAAUGGAGCGAGUCUCUUGGACACUUUUGCUACUUUCCUCCGCGGUGUUUUUGUCCGGAUCCGCGCAGGAGUUCGGCGCCACACAGUUCGUGUGCACGUCGGUGCCAAAGGACGCUGACCUGUGCGCAGCCACGAUGCAGAACAGCGCACCGGCGGAGGACCUGAAGAGCACCGUGCUGCAGCUCCGGGAGACCGUCCUGCAGCAGAAGGAGACCAUCAUGAGCCAGAAGGAGACCAUCCGAGAGCUGACGGGAAAGCUGAGCCGCUGCGAGGGCGCGCAGGAGGACGGAGGAACGGCGCAGAAAGCCGGCGGACGCAGGAAGGAGUCGGGCAAGAACACCAUGGGGGACGUGUCCCGAACUCCCGGGGACACACUGGCGCAGCUCGGGCUCACUUUAGCUACGCUCAAACAGAGGCUGGAGAACCUGGAGUACAGCCGGACGAACGGCUCGGUGCAGGCCAACAGCCUGAAGGAUUUACUGCAGAAUAAAAUCGAUGACAUGGAGAAGCAGGUUCUGUCCCGAGUCAACACGCUGGAGGAGAGUAAAGCAGGAGCGAGUAACGACACGGAGCAGCGCAACCGCGUGGAGUCAACACUGAGCACUCUACACCACCGAGUCACUGACCUGGAGAAAGGACCUAAAGGCAGCAGACCCAUGGAUAAGUUCCAGCUGACGUUCCCGUUACGCACCAACUACAUGUACGCUAAAGUGAAGCGCAGUCUGCCGGAGAUGUACGCUUUCACGCUGUGCCUGUGGAUCAAAUCCAACGCCUCGCCCGGAGUGGGAACGCCAUUCUCCUACGCCGUGCCGGGACAGUCCAACGAGCUCGUGCUCAUCGAGUGGGGCAACAAUCCCAUGGAAAUCCUCAUCAACGACAAGGUCGCAAAGCUGCCCUUCCUGAUAAACGACGGGAAAUGGCAUCACAUUUGCAUCACGUGGACGACACGUGACGGUGUUUGGGAAGCGUUUCAGGAUGGCGUUCUGCGUGGAACUGGAGAGAACCUGGCUCCGUAUCAUCCCAUCAAACCCAACGGAGUUCUGGUCUUGGGCCAGGAACAGGACACGCUGGGUGGCGGAUUUGACGCUACGCAAGCGUUUGUAGGUGAGCUGGCGAAUUUCAACGUGUGGGACAAGAAGCUGUCAUCUAGCGAGAUCUACAACCUGGCAACCUGCAGCAGCAGAGCACAAUCCGGCAACGUUCUGUCCUGGUCGGAGUCUAACAUCGACGUGUUUGGCGGUGCCACCAAGUGGACUUUUGAGCCGUGCCGUCAGCUCAACUGAACUGCCACGGAGAAACGAGAAAAUUAAAAAAAGUCAUGAUAAUGAAAAACAGCACCGAUCCGAGAUGCGAUAUUUCUAAAGCUUCUGUCCUUACUUGUCUUUAUUUUGACGUUGGUUUAAAAAAAAAAGAAAAAAAAAAGAACGGUACACAAUGAACUGAACAUGAGCACAGAUUUCUAUGAAUUCUUACAUAUUUGUGUGCGAAACAGAAAGAAAAAAAAAAUCUUCUCAGUCUUGUCAGUCUUGAAAACUUUUUCCUGUCGUACGUUUUUGAAAACCGCAACACUGGUUUUGGUUUUUUUUUGGACUUGGAUAUUUUUGUUUUUGUAUUCUUCUUCUCAAAUCGCACUCAGCUUUUUUUCUUUUUAAAAGCUUUUUUCUCGCUUUGUCUCGGAAUGGAAGCUGGAAAGAUGUGUCUUGAAGAUUGACAUUGCUGGGGGGAAAAAUUUUAGAAAGGGGAAAAAAUUGCUCAGAAGAUGGAAAGACGGGUUUUAUUGGACGGUAUUUUACCUCGAGCUCGAGUUCUGCUCUUUAAUGGUGUCUCUGGAUUUUGCACUGUGACUACAGAAGGUUGUGGGUUCAAAUCCCUGCACUGGCACUGCUUGGGUUCUCGACUCGUCGGCUCUGCGCUUGGAUCGGAUUUCGGCCUCAGCUGUACAUCGAGGCUUAGUAGUUGAUCAGAAGGUUGCACGUUCGAAUCCCAGAACUGUCAGAAAGCCAUUUGUAUGUUGAAUCGACCUGGUCGUUGAAUGUGUCUGGAUAAAUGUAUAAUGUAAAAUGAAUCAGAUCAUUUAAUGUUUAUGUAGAUGUUAUAGGAUACAUUUUUUUAUUUAUUAUAUUGAGUCUCUUCGGAUGUUUCUCUUGAGGUUGUCGUUCGAUUUUGCCAACACGAACACGCUUACAAGCCUGAGUGCCUUUGGGCUGGAGCACCGAUUCAGCAGCGCACACACUUUUUAUUUAUUCCUUUAUUUAUUUUUUAAAUUCGCUUUAAUUGUCGUGUUACCUUUAUAGAUUGCAGGUUUAAACAUGUUACAGAUUAUGGUGAGUGUGUGUGUGUGUGUGUGUGUGUGAUUAUUUUUUGGCAGGUGUUUGUACACUGUAAUAGGAAUGUUAAUGCAUAGCCACAGCAUGAGCGAACAAAAGCUGCGUCCACAGUUUGCUUAUUUUUUUCUCCCUCUCUCCUAUGGUUUGGGUCGGGUUUUUCUACUGUAUUGUUAUACGCUAAAAGCAUGGCACCACUGAGAGAUCUAAUUUUUGUAAUAAAAUUGUGAUAGAAAAAUG